AUUUCUAAGAGAAUUGAAUGCAACUAGUAGCGCAACUCUUCUUGAUCAGUUUGUAUGUUUUAAUUUUAGCGGCCAAAAAUUGAAAGGAACGUGAAAAUUGUUACAAAAUUAUCUUUUUAAUUGCAAGUGAAUUUAAUUUAUAUUUUCAUACAAGAAAUGCGUGAAGUUAUCUCUUUAAAUGUUGGCCAAGCUGGUGUACAAAUUGGAUCAGCAUGUUCGCAACUCUUUACAAUCGAACAUGGAAUUUCGCCAGAUGGAAAAAUUCUUAAUGAAGCGUUGAUCGAUGAAAACAUGUUCACAUUUUUUUCCGACACUAAAACAGGCAAAGUUGUUCCGCGAGUAUUGUUCGUUGAUCUCGAAGAAACAGUGAUCGGUGAAAUAAAAACUUCCGAAUAUCGUCAUUUGUUUAAUCCAAAUUUCAUGAUAACUGGCAAGGAAGAUGCUGCCAACAACUACGCACGCGGUCAUUACACGAUUGGCCGUGAAUAUAUCGAGCCAGUAAUGGAACAAAUUCAAAAACUGUCAGAAAACUGUAAUGGGCUUCAGGGAUUUUUGAUUUACAAUUCCUUUGGUGGUGGAACUGGAUCAGGAUUCACGUCAUUAAUUGCUGAGCGUUUGAGUAGUGAAUUUGCGAAGAAAUGUCGAUUACAGUUCGCUGUUUAUCCAGCACCACGAAUCUCAUCAGCUGUUGUUGAACCAUACAAUGCUGUUCUUACAACGCACAGCACAUUGGAUCACAGUGACUGCACAUUCAUGAUGGACAACGAAGCGAUUUAUGAAAUUUGUGCAAAGAAGUUGGGCGUUCCAAUGCCAACUUAUCGUAAUCUCAAUCGAUUAGUGGCUCAAGUUGUAUCAUCAGCUACAUCAUCUCUUCGCUUUAAAGGCGAUAUGAACGUUGAUUUAAAUGAAUUUCAAACAAAUCUCGUGCCAUUUCCACGAGUUCAUUUUCCACUCGUCUCUUAUGCGCCACUCUCAUCAGCUCACAGCACAUUCCAUGGUUCCAACUCCAUCGCUGAUCUCACAAAUGAAGCAUUCGAAAACAACAACAUUAUGGUGAAAUGUGAUUUGGCAAGAGGAAAGUUCAUGAGUUGUUGUAUGCUUUAUCGCGGUGACGUCGUUCCAAAAGAUGUAAAUGUUGCCAUUUCAACGAUGAAGUCAAAGAAGCACAUAAUGUUUGUGGAUUGGUCACCAACUGGAUUUAAAAUUGGAAUUAAUCACAGUCAACCAUCCUUCGUCCCCAAUGGUGAUCUGAUGAAGACAUCGAAAGCAGUUUGCAUGUUAGCAAACACGACCGCAAUAUCAGAAGCUUGGACACGUCUCAAUGCGAAGUUUGAUUUAAUGUACAACAAAAGAGCUUUCAUUCAUUGGUAUGUUGGUGAAGGAAUGGAAGAAGGAGAAUUCACUGAAGCGAGAGAAAAUUUAGCAGCUUUGGAAAAGGAUUUUGAGGAAGUUGCUGGCGAGUCGGUUGAUCAAGAUUACUUUGAUGAGGAUGAAGAAUAUUAAGUUUUAAAGUUGAAUUGUUUCUAAUCAUUAAUGUUUUGUGAUUAGACAACUAAGAAGAAAAAUUUAUGAUGAUAAAUCCGUAAUAAAAAACAUUUGUUGCAUU
Clunio marinus is the source of this 1606-nucleotide messenger RNA. Lineage: Eukaryota; Metazoa; Arthropoda; Insecta; Diptera; Chironomidae. The record is from the annotation of a GenBank genome assembly.